Messenger RNA from Centruroides sculpturatus (bark scorpion), 825 nucleotides. Its product is annotated as equilibrative nucleoside transporter 1-like. Lineage: Eukaryota; Metazoa; Arthropoda; Arachnida; Scorpiones; Buthidae. Gene Ontology annotation, molecular function: nucleoside transmembrane transporter activity. The record is from RefSeq and is a predicted model, not a curated record. Gene Ontology annotation, biological process: nucleoside transmembrane transport. The transcript has 2 exons. Gene Ontology annotation, cellular component: plasma membrane. The coding region runs from base 56 to 319 and encodes 87 amino acids.
GCCUCGUUUCCUUUGGAUUCCUGUUGUGCUACGUGUUGUACUGAUACCAUAUUUUAUGUUGUGCAAUUAUAAACCAGAAAAAAGAAAGUUUCCUGUAUUUAUAAAUAAUGAUUGGGCUUAUAUGUCUAUGGCUGUUGUAUUGGGAUUAUCUAGUGGGUAUUUCAGCAGUUUAAGCAUGAUGUAUGCACCAAGAUGUGUUGAACCUCAAUAUGCAUCUACUGCUGGAAUGAUGGCAGCACUUUUCUUAAUCUUAGGCAUUGUGUCCGGUGUCAACUUCUCAUUCUUCAUUUCUUGGUUGAUUGAAACUCCACUGUUCUAAAGGAUCUGAAGAGAAAAUUUGUUGCCAAAAAGUUGGUUUAAAAAUGAUAUAAUUUAUACAGUUAUUAUAUCAAAAUCUUUAUAUAUGGAAUAGUGUAAGUUUUUAAAUUUGUUUAUAUGAAUGCUUGUUAAAUCAUCAAGAAAUACUUAUUUAUUUGCAAAUAUAAAUUACAUAGCAUAAUUUGUACUAAGUAUCAUUGUUUAAAAAUCAUCAUUUUUAUAAAAAUAAAUUAUAUAUUAUAUCUUAUAUAUAAAAUACAUAAAACAUUAUACAGACAUAUUCAUACAAACACGUAUAACUAUCUGUGAUUACAAUUUGACUAGACAUUGUUACUUUUGUGAUCUGCAUCAUUAGAUAGAAAACAAACUUGUUGAUGUGUUUGAUUAUGAUUGCUCAUAUAUUUGUAUUUCAAAAUAAUCGUUUUUUAAAAUCUAGAAUGUGUUAUAAACAAAUUAGAAAUAAACAUAAAACUGUACUCACUCCUUAGUACCAAGUAUUUUUAAUUU